AUGAUAUCAAAACACUUGACACCAGAAGAAUAUCGAAAUCUGAAGAUAUUGUGUGUCUUCGGCAACACAUCCGUCAUAUACGUGACAAUUGACGACAAAGUAUACGACUUUGGAAACAAUGAGAGCGGAUGUCUGGGUUUGGGCGCCGACAACAAGAACAUACAUCGACCCAAACUUAACCCAUACCUGAGCGGCAAGUGUUUAACUGACAUCCAAUACGGGUACUUGUUUUGCAUCGGAUUGACAGCCAAUGGCCGGUGCUAUUCGUGGGGAGUCAACGAUUGCGGUCAACUGGGCGUCGGUAUAGCGGACAAGCAUUCAGUGCCCCAACUUAUCGGCGGUGAAUUAGCGGACAAACGGGUGACCCGUAUGUGUGUCUCUAAUUGCUUUGCACUGGUGCUCACAGAAUGCGAUCGAGUGUAUGGCUGGGGCCGUAACACGUUUUGCCAAUUGGGUGUCCGCACUGUUGACAACAAGUUUCAACCCGUGCUCAUACAGUUUGGCCACAAAAUAGCGGACAUUUUGUGCGGUAAAACUCACUCAAUAGCCCUGACAGAGACGGGCCGUCUCUACACGUGGGGUAAUAACAGAUACGGACAGACGGGACGGGAGGUAAGGAUAUGGGACAAGACUGGUCUCAGCGAAAUCGUGAGUUCCCCGAAGCUAUUGGAUUUCAAUCCCGUUGUCCGUAAAGUUGUUUGCGGUUCCGAUCAUUCACUGCUAUUGACCACCGAUGGAGAGGUCUAUGCGUUUGGUUUCAAUUCGGAUGGACAGGUAGGCAAUGGCACCACAAAUACUCAGUGUCUGCCAAUCAAAGUCUCGGAUCAGAUUAGAUUCAAAGAUAUUAUGACAAAUACUACGGGCAAUAUAUCUGCGGCCAUUGCUGUUGACGACGAGUACUAUAUAUGGGGUGAAUGUAAAGGCAAACGUAUACUCAGUCCGCAAAAAGUGGACAAAAAUGGAAAAUGGGAUCAAAUUGUGCGCCAAAACGUGAAGCGUUUUCUGGUCAUCACUCGUCACGGGGAUCAACUGAUUUAUGGCCACAAACUUAUACUUAAGAUCCGUAACAAAAAGUUUUGGCACAAAUGCGAACACUAUAUGGACGCCGACGGCAAAGAGAUUCGUGUCAAACACGCCGAUAUUGUCGACCAAUUGCUAACUCUGGCCAACAUUUACGGCGAAGAAUCGCUGGCGAGUCUGUGCUCUCAGUUUAUGAUACAAACCAUUGAUGUCUUCAAUGUGUGCCAACUCUACGCCAAAGCACUGGAACUGAAGUGCGAAGAAUUGGAGACCAAAUGCUAUGACUUUAUGGCACAGAAUAUGAAAGAUAUUUGUUUAACACAAGAGUUCUUGGAAUUUGACGGCGAGUUAGCCAAACAACUCAUUAAUAAUGCAUUCAUUGCUGGCUCUAAUAGUGUCUGA
Medioppia subpectinata is the source of this 1422-nucleotide messenger RNA. The record is from the annotation of a GenBank genome assembly. NCBI's taxonomy places the organism in Eukaryota, Metazoa, Arthropoda, Arachnida, Sarcoptiformes, Oppiidae.